Molecule: messenger RNA, 1852 nt
Organism: Odobenus rosmarus divergens (Pacific walrus)
Lineage: Eukaryota; Metazoa; Chordata; Mammalia; Carnivora; Odobenidae
Gene: NKAPD1
Product: chromosome unknown open reading frame, human C11orf57
Exons: 6
Coding region: 646-1527 (293 amino acids)
Source: RefSeq, a predicted model, not a curated record
CGCUCCCUUGUCUCCCAGACCGAUUCCUCCCCCCAAAUCCCCGCCACGCGAGGCUGCGGCGCACGGUAUGGGUGUAUUUGUGUGUGUUUGUAUGGGGAGGGCGUUUGGAGGGAAGGUUACCGGGAGCUCCGUGGCCGCUGGGGGGCAGGGAUCCCGGUGACAGAGACGGGGGUAUUUUCUCUGCCUUCCACUUGGAAGCCUCAACCCCCUCCCCCCCCCUUCGGGCACUCUGGGUGUUUCUUGGGGCCCAUUCGAGGGUUGUACCCGUCCAGAGCGUCCCCAUCCUUUCGGGAGAGCGAAGCCCAAUCCUCGGGUCUGUCCCGGAGGAGCGUGAGCGGGGCAUGCCCCCAUGCCCGUCAAGCCGGCUGUCCGGAUUCCGCGCCGGCGCAGCCUCCGGCCUCGGUCCGGAAAGAGAUCUUCCUGUCGGUGUGGGCUGGGGGAAAGGCAGCGUGGCCUGGGCCACGGGUGAGGGCAGAAUAACCGGUGGGAAGGCUGCAUUUUCACGAAGGACUCGGGUGAAGCUGCAGAGCUGCCUUUGAGCCCUGACUCCUUGGCUUCCUGGGUCGGAGGAGAUCUUGUAAUGGAGUGGUUCUUCGUCUCACACUAGCAAGAUGCCUGAUUUCCUCAGGAUCGAGGGAUUGAAGAAUGUCCCGUGUUCCAUUGGGGAAGGUCCUCCUGAGGAAUGUCAUCCGGCACACAGAUGCUCACAAUAAGAUUCAGGAGGAAUCAGAUAUGUGGAAAAUAAGAGAACUGGAGAAACAGAUGGAAGAUGCUUACCGGGGGACCAAAAGGAAAAUGUUACCCAGUAGUUCAAGCCGGAUGCGUAGUGAUGGUUUUGAUGAAGAAAGUCAAAGAGACUAUUGGAGGCCAAAGAAUGAAAUUUCUGGGGCACUGGAAGAUGAUUUUCUUAAGGCUAAAUCCUGGAAUAAGAAGUUAUAUGAUUAUGAAGCUAAUAUGCCAGACAGAUGGGGUCACAGUGGUUAUAAAGAGUUAUACCCUGAAGAAUUUGAAACAGACAGUAGUGAUCAGCAAGAUAUUACCAAUGGGAAAAAAACAUCUCCCCAAGUAAAAUCAUCUACCCAUGAGUCUCACAAACACAAGAAGUCAAAGAAAUCUCACAAAAAAAAGCAGAAAAAAAAGUCACACAAAAAACAGAAGAAAAGCAAAAAAGAAGCCACAGAUAUAACAGCAGAUUCCUCAAGUGAGUUCUCGGAAGAAACCGGGGCUUCUAGUACCAGGAAAAGGAAACAGUCACAUAAGCGCAAGAAAAAAUCCAGGAAAAAGUCUCUUAAAAAAUCUGCUUUAUUCUUGGAUGCAGAAAGUGACACUUCCCAGUCAGAUGAUUCCGCAUCCAGCAGUUCUGAGGAAGGUGAGGAAAGAGACACUAAGAAAACCAAAAGGAAAAAGACAGAUAAAAAAGUCCAUAUCCCUGUAGUUAACAAUGAAAUACAGGAGAGGACGAACAAACGCACAAAUUGGAAAGUGGCUACAGAUGAAAGGUCUGCAGAGAGUUCAGAGGAUGACUAAAUGAGGAGACCUUCUCCAUUUCCCAUCUGACUGGUUACUUACAGCUCUUCCACCUGGGGGUUUUGCCAGUGAUUCUGUUGCCCGGCACAGGGGCCCUGAGGUCAGAGCUGUCCUGUGCCAUCUAUCUACGUUCUGACAGACUUCGUGUCUUCUGUUUUGGCCUGUUAAACUUGAUCCUCUUAUUGUUAACAGGGAAUCUGGUAUUUUGUUAUGAAGUUUUCUUGAAGAGAUUAUUUUUUGCAAUUAAUCACAUUUAGGGUAGAGUGCAAAUGCAACAAAUUAAAGGACCCAGAAAGCUGAAUGCCAGUAACAACCUGGGUACACC